Drosophila hydei is the source of this 1890-nucleotide messenger RNA. RefSeq names its product endophilin-A (gene EndoA). Gene Ontology annotation, molecular function: protein binding. Gene Ontology annotation, cellular component: glutamatergic synapse; cytoplasm; presynapse. The record is from RefSeq and is a predicted model, not a curated record. The transcript has 3 exons. NCBI's taxonomy places the organism in Eukaryota, Metazoa, Arthropoda, Insecta, Diptera, Drosophilidae. Gene Ontology annotation, biological process: synaptic vesicle uncoating. The coding region runs from base 438 to 1541 and encodes 367 amino acids.
UUAUGUUAACGCAAACAAAAAAUCGAUUUAGUUCGACGAGGAAAAACGACCCCCGCGUCCAACACACCAGCCCCAAGGCAGAGGGAGAUUAGUAGUAGUAACGACAGUCCUUCAAACAUUACGCAGCCAAUCGUCGGGCUAUACUCCAAGGUUUAGCCAGCAGAGAGUAAAAGAAAAAGAAGUGUGAAGAUAGCACAGAACGUGCAGCGCAAACGAAACAAGUGAAAGUGCAAAAUUAUAACAUAAAUCUAUGCGACUGGCGUUUUCAACAAUUUCUUCCAGCCAGUAACAACCUCAGUCGACGUCAGCCCCAGUAGCACCCAGCAUCGAGAACGGAGCGUUUCCACCCCCAACAAAAAAAAAAGAGUGCACGCCGCCAACCGCGUCGUUGACAUCAAGCCACAGAGAGCACCAACAACAGCAGCAACAGCAACACGAUGGCUUUCGCUGGAUUGAAGAAACAGAUCAACAAAGCCAAUCAGUAUGUGACGGAGAAAAUGGGCGGUGCGGAGGGCACCAAGCUGGAUUUGGACUUUAUGGAUAUGGAGCGUAAGACGGAUGUGACCGUGGAGCUAGUGGAGGAACUGCAGCUGAAGACCAAGGAGUUCCUACAGCCAAAUCCAACGGCACGCGCCAAAAUGGCCGCCGUCAAAGGCAUCUCGAAGCUGUCGGGACAAGCUAAAUCCAAUACGUAUCCACAGCCUGAAGGUCUGUUGGCUGAAUGCAUGUUGACUUAUGGUAAGAAGCUCGGCGAGGACAACAGCGUGUUCGCGCAGGCGCUCGUCGAAUUCGGCGAAGCGCUAAAACAAAUGGCCGACGUCAAGUAUUCGCUGGACGACAACAUCAAGCAGAACUUUUUGGAGCCCCUGCAUCAUAUGCAGACCAAAGACCUAAAGGAGGUCAUGCACCAUCGAAAGAAGCUGCAGGGCCGGCGUCUCGACUUUGACUGUAAGCGUCGUCGGCAGGCCAAAGAUGAUGAAAUUCGUGGUGCUGAGGACAAGUUUGCCGAGUCAUUGCAAUUGGCACAAGUAGGCAUGUUCAAUUUGUUGGAAAACGAUACCGAACAUGUCUCCCAACUCGUGACCUUCGCUGAAGCACUUUACGAUUUUCACUCUCAAUGCGCCGAUGUGCUGCGUGGCCUGCAGGAAACGCUACAGGAAAAACGUGCCGAGGCAGAGAGCCGGCCACGCAAUGAAUUUGUGCCCAAGACGCUGCUCGAUCUGAACUUGGACGGCGGUGGCGGCGGCCUCAAUGAUGACGGCACGCCGUCCCACAUUAGCUCGAGCGCCUCGCCGUUGCCCUCGCCGAUGCGCUCGCCCGCCAAGUCAAUGGCCGCCACACCACAUCGCCAGCAGCAGCCAUGCUGCCAGGCCCUCUACGACUUUGACCCCGAAAACCCAGGUGAACUGGGCUUCAAGGAGAACGACAUCAUAACGCUACUCAAUCGCGUCGACGACAAUUGGUACGAAGGCGCCGUCAAUGGCCGAACCGGCUACUUCCCCCAGUCCUAUGUGCAGGUGCAGGUCCCCCUGCCCAAUUAGAUUGCCUGUAUUGACCAUAAAUAAACUGAAUGUUGGUUUCGCAGCUUGGCACAUAGUAUAAAUGCAAAAAAGAAAACAUACAAAUGUAGACGGUUAUACGCGAAUUAAUAUGGUUUAGAGUUAUGAUAACGGCUUAGCUAGCACAGCACAUUCACGAGGCCAUAAAAACAUCUAUUGAAACGGCGCAAAUGCGAAACAAAAAACGAAAAACAAAUACAAAAAUACAAAAGAAAAGAAAAAACGACAGCAAACUAAAUUAAAAUGCGAAAUUUUACCAGUUGGCAAAACAAUAACUACAAAUUAUUAAUUACAAUUAAAUUAAAGUAUGUAAUUGUGUAUGUACUACUAA